Phoenix dactylifera (date palm) is the source of this 1756-nucleotide messenger RNA. Its product is annotated as Transducin/WD40 repeat-like superfamily protein. Gene Ontology annotation, molecular function: protein binding. NCBI's taxonomy places the organism in Eukaryota, Viridiplantae, Streptophyta, Magnoliopsida, Arecales, Arecaceae. The record is from RefSeq and is a predicted model, not a curated record.
UGAAACCGGUAGGGGACUCGGGAGUUGCGACGAGGUCCGCCGGCCCUAACCCAUUCACGAGUCUCACCCGAUCGAUCCCUCCCAUCUCUCAUCUAUUUCCCCUCUUCGUCCUCUCCCAAUCCAUCCCUCGCGUCCGGUCUACACCUUUUUCCGGCUCUCUACCACUUCGACGGCAACAAGGUCUCACCUUUUCCCGGCGAGCUUGAGCUCGGCCUGGCCAUCUCGUGCCGAGCUCGAGGGCGGAGUUGCUUCCCAUGGAUGCGGAUACGGCCAUGGAUAUGGAAAUAGGGGAUGGCUCUUCGUCCUACUCCUCCUCCAAGCGUCUGGGCAUCAAGAACACCAUCCAAACCAAUUUCGGCGACGAUUACGUCUUCCAAAUUGCUUCCAGUCAGGAGAUUUCAACAUUGGCAGUGUCCCUAUCAACAAACACAAUCAAAUUAUACUCUCCAGCAACCGGACAAUAUUUUGGGGAGUGUAAGGGACACAGUGGAACCAUCCAUGAGAUUUCCUUUUCAAUUCCAUCCUCUGCACAUGUUAUAUGUUCGUGUUCGUCCGAUGGCACUGUUAGAGCAUGGGAUACAAGGACCUUCAAGCAGGUUUCUACAUUAAGGGCUGGUUCCUCCCAAGAAGUAUUUAGCUUUUCUUUCGGUGGAUCAAGUGGUAAUCUACUUGCUGGUGGAUGCAAUGCUCAGAUAUUAUUUUGGGAUUGGAGAAAUGGAAAGCAAGUGGCUUGCUUGGAAGAAUCUCACAUGGAUGAUGUGACACAAGUACGAUUCAUUCCAGAGAAGCAAAAUAAGCUCAUUUCUUCUUCUGUUGACGGAUUGUUAUGCCUUUUUGAUACCGAUGGACAAAUUGAUGAUGAUAACCAUUUGGAAUCAGUGAUGAAUGUUGAGACAUCUAUUGCGAAAGUAGGAUUUUUUGGGCAGAUGAAUCAAAAGCUUUGGUGUUUGACGCAUAUUGAAACAUUAAGUAUAUGGGACUGGGAAGAGGGAAAAAGAGAAGUCAAUUUCGAAGAAGCUCGUUCAUCAGCUUCUGACAGAUGGAAUCUAGACCAUGUUGACUAUUUUGUUGAUUGCCACUACUCCAAAGUUGAUGACCGCUUAUGGGUGAUUGGUGGUACGGGCUCGGGGACACUUGGUUACUUUCCCAUUAGUCAUGAACCACUUGGAGUGAUUGGGUCCCCGGAAGCUAUUCUUGAAGGUGGCCAUGCAGGGGUAGUAAGAACUGUAUUACCAGCUUCAAGCAGUCAUGGUGGCCUUGCAUCAGCCAAAGGUGUUUUUGGAUGGACUGGGGGUGAAGAUGGUCGCUUAUGUUGCUGGUUGUCAGAUGACUCAAUAGGAGCAGACCGGUCAUGGAUCUCAAGUGCCCUAAUUAUGAAAUCGCAGAAGGCACGUAGCAGAACCCGGCACCAUCCAUAUUGAAGGAGAUCCCUGGGACAUGACUUCCCGGUUUAAAAUCUGCUGUAAAACAAGGUUUUCCAUUUGUUGAGAGGACAAAAAAAAUCGAACUCCCUUGGUUUGAAUGUGAUAAAGUGAUAGCAAGCCAGAGCAUUGCAUUGAGGCGGAUGUGUGUUAUUGGGAUGGCUGUUGAUGUAUUGGUUCUGUACUUCUGUGGCAUUACGAAGUUGUUUUAUUUUUAUGGGCAUCCGUCCAUUAGGCUCGGUGCAUCUGAUUUCUUUUUGCAACCUAAAUCAGAUUUUUGUAGCUGUUGGAAUUUUGAUUUUUUGAUAAUUAAACCUAGGAAUUUUUGAAUUCAA